AUGGCCUCACAACCAGUCCAGACGAAGACCCUCAAGGGGACCUUCGAAAAGAUCCUAGAUCCCACCAAGAUCGGUACCUGGAACAUUAUCCGCCGUCCGCCUAUUGAGAACCACAGUGUUAUCCAGGGCAAACCCCGGGAGCAGAACUCCAAUGCGUUCAAGACACAUCAAUACAAGGAGGGUGUGCGGUUACGGAAGGCCAUCAAUGCCUUGACGCACGGAAAGAACAUCUUCGUCUACCAUAACAUCCGCACAAACCAGGUGGUGUACUCACUGACGCGAUACCUCGAGAAAACCAACGUCCUCAAGCAACUGCUAUACCACGGCAAGAAGACCGUCCCCGCGACCCUUCGAAAGGACAUGUGGGUUCCCUACUUCUCCGUUCACUUCAACGACUCCAAGAUCGGUCUCCGCGCAUACCAUCUCCUCCGCGAGUUCUCCAUGCAACGCCAGCUCGACCCGCCACGGGAAAUGAUCACUAUCACAGAGAAAUUCCUUAGCCAGAAGCGACCACGGAGUCCAAAAGAGGCGGAAGAGUUUGACGAGAAAUACAACGACAAGAUCGGCUGGUUGAUGGAGAAGAAGGACCGAGCUCGCGCCGUAAUGGACCAGAAGGCUACCAGCGUUGCCGAUGUCUCCGCCGUCUUGGCAAUCCAGGAACAGGAAAUCCAGGACGGAUUUGCUGAUGGCAAGAGAGGAUAUCUGACUCGUGGCGCCAGACGCCGUCGCCGGGCAGCUCGCAAGAAGGAAGAGGCCAAGCAGGUUGGGCACGCUGAGCGAAUUGCCAACUUCGAAGCCACUCUGAGCACGGAUAAAGUCGCCUACAAGAUUCAGGACCCUGCGAACGAGUCGACUGAGGGCGCUCCUGUCCGCUCCCCAACAGACAUGGUGAAGAUCCUCUGGAACGAUCUGCAUAACGCCCGGUGGGCCGAAACCUGGCCGGAGCGCGUUCUACACGGUGAGUUGGACCUCAGUCGUGACCACGUGAUGCCCGGAGCGAAGCCAAUUUACGGCGUUGAGAUCCUCGCAGACAAGCAGUUCAAGGAGAAGAAGACAGAGGAGGCCACGGCCUAG
Molecule: messenger RNA, 1074 nt
Organism: Aspergillus mulundensis
Lineage: Eukaryota; Fungi; Ascomycota; Eurotiomycetes; Eurotiales; Aspergillaceae
Product: mitochondrial 54S ribosomal protein mL67
Exons: 2
Coding region: 1-1074 (357 amino acids)
Biological process (GO): positive regulation of mitochondrial DNA replication; DNA recombination
Cellular component (GO): mitochondrial large ribosomal subunit; nucleus
Molecular function (GO): structural constituent of ribosome; single-stranded DNA binding; DNA strand exchange activity
Source: RefSeq, a predicted model, not a curated record